AACGACGUCACAUAGGUAAACAAUAGCACGUCUCACGGGAGGCUCAGGGAAGUGGGAUCGUUAGAUAAAAUUUAAAUUCACCCAGGUUGUGUUAGCCUAUUCGUAAUAAGUCUUGGUAUACAACUUGAGCUGUUCGUGAAACGCGCCGGUUUGCAGCUUUAGCAGGUUAGAUAUCAGGUCUAGCUGAGGGGACGGAGCCUGGAAACGGAAGAUGAACGGCCAAGCGGACGUUGAAGUCGACUACAAGCGGAAAUACAAAAAUCUCAAGCGGAAAUUAAAGUUUCUUGUCUAUGAGCAGGAGUGCUUUCAGGAGGAGCUGAGGCGAGCACAGAGGAAACUUCUUAAAGUCUCCAGGGACAAGAGUUUUCUUCUGGAUCGAUUGCUGCAGUAUGAGCGAGUAGAAGAAGACUCAUCAGAUUCAGAAGCAACUGUUUCUUCAGAAAACAGUGAAGGGGAAGUACCAAGGGAGAGGGAAAGAGAACGAGAGGGAGCAAAGAAGCGAAAAAGUAGUCCCGGCGCGUGCCUUCCUUCUUCAUCAUCUCCUCAUCUCUCCCUGCUUUCCCGUCCUGGUAUGAAUUCCCUGCAGUCAUCCGGCUCUGGGGCCUACCUCAACGCUAUGCCCUUCCCACCAGAGUAUUUGGCUCCCCCAGCUGAACGAAUGAAGAAAGAGAGAAAAACAAAGACGGCUAAAAACAAGAAAGAGACUACGGGGAAGGUUGUUGCUCCAAUGUCAGCUAAUUACCCAUCAGCCCCUGCAGCUCCUCCAACUGCCAGUGGCCACUUCAGCUGGGUUCCUAGACAGAUGCUUAGUGGAGAUGCUGCUGAGGAGGAGGGUGAGAGCGAUGGAGACAGCGACAGAGGAGAUGAAGACAGAGGGGAGGGAGACGAGGCUGAACUCGUCAUUGACAUCCCUAAUGAGUGAGCCUGUGUGUGUGUUUAGAUAUAUUUAGAAGUACGGAGAAUCUAUGUGGGUGUGAGGUUGAAAGGCAGAACGUGACUGGCUGUAUUUUCUGCAUUGCACAAACGUGAAAGGAGAAUCAAGCACCCCCAUGUGGACUUAAGCUUAACUGCGGCAUCGUUGUCCAACCAGCUCCACCAGAAGUGUGUUUGCAUAUAAUUAUGUUUGUUUAUUAAUCUGUGACAAAAAGCAGUUUGCAGAUGUUUAAGAAAGAUCUAGCAUCACUGGGCUGAAUGAGCUAAUGUCUAAACAGCCUAUCUGCAAACUGUUCAAACUAUCUGUUCAGCUGUGACAUGUUUCAACUUUAAGUUUUGUUUACUUGUUAUGGUUUUGGCAUCUGUCAUUUGUACUUAAAGUAAGCUUAUUUCAUCUAAUUAUUUAAAAAAAAAAAAAAAAUCAAAGUAAUUGUCAUUAAUGAUUAUGCACUGUUUUUACUGUGUGUCAGAUUAAAAUCAUUUCAGCAGACUAAACAUUUUUAUUUAAACUUAACUGGUGUGUGUUAUUCACUUCAUUAACAGCUGCUUAUGCCUUUUUAUGUAUUUUGCAAAAUAUAUUUCUGAUUGCACCGUUUGAGAUUUUUUGAAAGCUGUGAAAGUGUUCUUCAGAUCUUACGUUAUGGCUUAAUGCCCCACCCCAAACAUCACACCCUGAAACUCUCAUUCCACAGCUGCACUCAGACACUGAAGUCUGCAGUCCUUUUU
Molecule: messenger RNA, 1659 nt
Organism: Archocentrus centrarchus (flier cichlid)
Lineage: Eukaryota; Metazoa; Chordata; Actinopteri; Cichliformes; Cichlidae
Gene: ino80e
Product: INO80 complex subunit E
Exons: 8
Coding region: 212-922 (236 amino acids)
Biological process (GO): chromatin remodeling
Cellular component (GO): Ino80 complex; nucleus
Source: RefSeq, a predicted model, not a curated record